Molecule: messenger RNA, 2084 nt
Organism: Lymnaea stagnalis (great pond snail)
Lineage: Eukaryota; Metazoa; Mollusca; Gastropoda; Lymnaeidae
Source: the annotation of a GenBank genome assembly
AGGUUUUAAUUUUAUUUCCUCAGAACUAUACGCCCCUGUAGGACUAAUAAUGAAGCUACUGGAAAAAAAAAACAUAGCUCCAGGGGAUCAUAAUUUAGAUCUCUCUAAAUCUAAAAAUAUAAAUGAUGUGGUGAAAUCAGAAAAUGUUACAUUCCAUCUUUCGGACAUCAAACAAGAAGUUACUCUGCUUUGUGAUGUCAAAGAAGAGUCUGAAUUCCAUCUGAACUCUUUCAACUGGUUUCCGUUGAAAGAAGAGUACAUUGAAAAUGUGGCCACUAAAACAGAGUCUACUUCAAGUCUUGCAAUGUGUAACCAGUCAUUUGAAGAUGACUCAUUGAAAUGUAACAAUGGAAUUUUGCCAAGUGAAAUUGAGCUAAAGCUUCUUCACUCAGCCCAAAGCCAUACCCAUCUACUGCACACAGCUAAUGAUGGUUAUUAUUUUGAUGCAGUUCCAGAUACAGGCAAUGAAAUAAAUGAUGCGCACUGGGAUUCUGGCAUAGUUCACUGUGAUCUUCAAGUUAACAAUGAACAUGGAUAUUCUUCUCCAAAAAAGCAGAAGAAACAGCUAAAUAACAACGGCAAAUCAAAUAUAAAUAAAAAACCCAUACUAUAUGCCACCCACAAAUUAACAAAAUCAAGAACCAGUCUGACCAAGGACAGUAUUGGAGUGCAUUCACAGCUUUGCACAAGAGAACCCAGAAGAAAAUGGGCUACGGGCAAUGACAAUUUAUCCAGGAAAAAAAAGGACACUAUGUGCCAUAGAAACACACCGACACAUAAAGUAAAGAGAACACGUUCCACUUUGACUAUCAUGGGAUAUAAGUGUUUCAGAUGUGAUUUAUGUAACAAGACCUGUGACAAUUUGAGAACUGUUAAACGGCACAUGAAUAAGCAUACUGGACAAAAUUCUCAUGUGAGCGAUUUCUGUGGGAAGCAAUUUUUAAACGUUGGCAUUUGCAAUAGACACAAAUUAAUCCAUGUAGCUGUCAAAGCCAAGCAGGAUAUGUUCAAAUGUGAUGUUUGUGACAAAACUUUCUCCUGGAAACAAAAUUUAAGAAAACAUUUGUUAAGCCACCCAGAUUUCAAGCCUGGUUAUAAAUGUUUCAUAUGUGGUAAGGCUUUGUCACAAAAAUGUAAUUUAGUUACACAUACAAGAUUACACACAAAUGAAAAGCCCUUUAGAUGUGACAUUUGCGCCAUGAGCUUCCCUAGGAAAGAUGCAUUGACACACCACAUUUUGAGACACAUGGGACUCUCAGGCAAGAGGCCUUAUGCUUGUGGCACUUGUAAUCUUACAUUCAGAACUAAUUCACAGUUGAGUACACACACUCGAACACACACAGGAGAAAAACCAUUUAAAUGUCAAGUGUGUGAUAAGUAUUUCAGGAGGGAGCAGCAUGUAAAAAUUCACUCCCUGGUGCAUACUGAUGAGAGGCCUUUCAAAUGUGAUGUUUGUGGUGAAAAAUACAAACAGAAAGGUUCAUUGGUGGCGCAUAGGGAAAAGCAACAUAAGAAUAUUAAAUAAUUUGAGAUGUUGUUAACACAAUUUGUGAUGUUGUUAACACAAAUAAGUUAUGCUUGUUCUUCACUUUGAAAUGGAAAUAUUUGUAGUACUGCUCCAGUCCAAUAUAAAAUUUUUAUUACUGCUUCAGUAUUAAAUUAAUAGAAUAUAUCACCCAAUGUUAUCUGGAUAACAUCCACAUAUAAAUGUACACAUCCUAUUUCCUACCUCUGAUAUGUAUGUACCCAAAAAGCUUAAUUAUUUAUCAAAUUCAUUCCUUUUUUUUGAGACACAUCUUGUGCUGCCUGGGGCAAAUUGACCAACCCCCUCCCCUUCCCAGAUUUAUAUAAAAUUAAUAAAAUCUUCCACUGGAUUGAAGUCCUUUCCAUACCCAAAAUGACAUACUUGCACUUCAUAUGUUUUGUUCUUAUUCGGAUGAGAUAUAAGUAAGUGGAUUAAUGAAUCCUAUUUGGAUAUGUAGUUUUGCUGCACUGACUGACUUAUACUGUGUUUUCUUAUUAGAAAUAUACGGGUAUUUAAAUGUUAAGUUUUUAUUAUGUUAUAAAUUUAAUUUUAAUAAGAG